Lolium rigidum is the source of this 825-nucleotide messenger RNA. RefSeq names its product germin-like protein 8-8. The transcript has 2 exons. The coding region runs from base 56 to 742 and encodes 228 amino acids. Lineage: Eukaryota; Viridiplantae; Streptophyta; Magnoliopsida; Poales; Poaceae. Gene Ontology annotation, molecular function: manganese ion binding. Gene Ontology annotation, cellular component: cell wall. The record is from RefSeq and is a predicted model, not a curated record.
GAACACACAAAGCCAAGAUCUAAGAGUUUCCAACAUCGAUUUUUCAAGCAGAAGAAUGGCCUCUUUCUCCUCGUGCAUCCUUCUCUUCAUUGCUAUUCUUGCUGUGAUCGCAUGGCAGGCUGUAGCUUCUGAUCCUAGCCCUCUCCAAGACUUCUGCGUCGCAGACAAUAGCUCACGUGUGCUAGUUAAUGGAUUCGUCUGCAAGGACCCAAAAGUUGUGACAGUGGAGGACUUCUUCCUGGCGGCCAAGCUCGACAUGCCAAGGGACACCAAGAUGAGCAAGGUCGGUUCCAACGUGACGUUGAUCAAUGUCAUGAAGAUUCCUGGCCUUAACACGCUUGGCAUCUCCCUAGCACGCAUCGACUAUGCACCCCUAGGCGAGAACCCACCACACACGCACCCCCGUGCCACCGAGAUCCUCACGGUGCUUGAGGGCACACUCUACGUCGGUUUUGUCACGUCCAACACCGACAACAAGCUCUUCUCCAAGGUGCUCAACAAGGGUGAUGUGUUUGUUUUUCCACAAGGACUCAUCCACUUUCAGUUCAACCCCAAUCCUUACAAGCCGGCUGUCGCAAUUGCUGCACUAAGCAGCCAGAACCCGGGGGCAAUUACCAUUGCCAACGCCGUUUUCGGAUCAAAGCCCAUGAUCUCGGAUGAUGUGCUCGCCAAGGCCUUUCAGGUGGAGAAGAAGACCGUUGACUGGCUCCAAGCUCAAUUCUGGGCUGACAAUCACAAUUAAUUAAACAUUGUACCAGCCACUAGCAUUUCACAAUAAAUUUCCAUUCUGUUGUAAUAACAAAAAGUUGUUAUGUGUGAUCAGCC